Messenger RNA from Osmia lignaria (orchard mason bee), 3433 nucleotides. The record is from RefSeq and is a predicted model, not a curated record. Lineage: Eukaryota; Metazoa; Arthropoda; Insecta; Hymenoptera; Megachilidae.
UAAAGAAAGUAUUGAUACAGAUGUUCAUCGGAUCCCUAUAACGAUCAAAUCUAGAGUUACCAAUGUCAAUUUAUUUAUUCAAUUGGUAAAAUGAUACCACGUAAAAAUAUAAAGUUAUGUAGCAGGACUUUAUUCGUUGCAGCUGUUAUGUAUCAGUUCUUCUUAAAUUUUUGAUCGGUAUAGUGUGAUUGAGGGAGAGAUUUAUUAAAGUAAUUUACAGUAUUUUAAAAUAUCUGCUGUGUUAUAUAUUUUUUUUGAUACGCUUUUGCAUCAUAAUUGUCAUCCCGAAUGUUUCAAUUUAAUCCACAAAAAAAACGCAUUAAAUGAUACCAGUAUAUUUUAAUAUUUCCACAAAGGUCAAAAUAUAAAUUCAUGCUUGUCUGAAAUAUAACGCAGAGGUAUUACAUAGGUUUUUGACGAAUUAUUAGUUUAGGUCGUUAUCAGGUAACUCCUGAACGAAGUUAUCCUAUCGUACAUAUACGGUCUGCGUGUCAGUAAUUACGAGCGAUGAUAAUGUCGUCACACGUAGAAAAUGAACAUGAAUAUUCCAUUUCAACAGGUGAAUACUGUUCGUACUUGACUACGUGUUCUUUUAUUCUUUAUUCUUAUUAGAACUAUUGUUCUGUACCAUAGAAAUUAUUAGAAUAACAUCAUUCUAUUGUAAGUAUGCAACAUUCUUUAUUCUAUAAAAUUACGUAACAAUUCAGAUGAAAGAAUUUUAUUUUCAAAAAGGGUAUCGAUCAAUACAAAUUCUUAUAUUUUCUUAUUGUCAAUCUAAUGACAGCGUUUGAAUUAUCAGUCUGAUCCAUCGAUCCUAACGAUCAACAAACUUUUCACUUGAAAGUUUGUUCGUUCGGCUCGAGUUAUCAUAUUGAAAGAAUAUUCUUCGCUUUUAAUAGGAAGUUAAUUCAUUAUUACGAGGUACUAAACUUCGGGAUAGACUUCUGAAAAUAUUUUCGGUAAUCUGCUGCACGUUGUUGUAAUUCUUGAUCAGUUGGCGUAUAUGCAGCGUAAGUCCUCAACCGUGCUUUUGCAAACUCCAAGUCCUGUAUUUAAAAACUGUUUUUAAUUUGUAACAUAUUUAUUUAUAAUAGACUAUCAUUAUACUGAUUACGUAAUAUAUUUCAUUUUCAGUUUAAAGCAUACAUGGUAUACAAAUAUUUAAUUUUAAUAAUCAUAUUUAUACCUUUAUAAAUUUCUGAUUACGAAUCAAUGAUUUUGUUGAAUUAAUGUGAAAAAUAGGCGUUAAAAUUCUUAUGUCGUUUUGUUCUUUCGAAGAGGUGUUAUUACUGCUCGCCUGUAUCGAUGCCGCCAUUAUUUAUAAUUUUUAAUAUUCAAGAUUAAUUAGUUUAUGCAUAUUCAUGGUGUAUUGUAAAUACAUACACAUCCGCUUUCAUUCGUAUGUGUAUGAUUAUUGUCGUUGCAUUAAAUAUUUUAAUAUUCUUCAAUUUAUCAAUAAUCUGAUAUAAAAAGAACGAUUGAUCUUAUUCGUAAUUUCAAAAUUUGAUAAUCAGAACUAAUAAAUCCACUAUUCUAAAGUUAAAUACAAUUAUUUGUAGUAAUUUUCAAUUCUUAAUUUACAAUAUUAUUGCAGAUUUACAUCUGUUUUCUUUUCUAAGCACGUAUGUGUAAUACAAACGACAUUUUAACACUUUCUGAAAGUGUUGAAAGGGUAUAUACAACACUCCUUCCCUAAAAACGCACACCUGUUAUUACUAGAAUGCGCGAAUAUUUGUAAAUUUUAGAAUAAUAUAUUUAUAGAAUAAAAAAUACUAAUUAUAUUAUUUAUGAACGAAUGAUUAUUAUAUAAUAAACAGCUGAUUUUACGAACUUAUCACAUGAUACUGCAUCUAUAUAUGCUCACAUAGGCAUAUUUUGAAACGUCAAUGUCACGAUGACAUUUUACGUUCUAAAUGUUGUAGAAUAAUAUACAAAUUUUAUUAUUUAUAGUUUAACACGUAGUAAUAUUAGUAAUAACACGUAGAAAUCAUGUUUAAGUUUAACAGUUUGAAUGGAAAAUCAUUUGUAAAUUCCCUCUGUAGUCCAUAUGUGGACUUUGUGUAUAUAAAAAGAUCUAAACAUCAACUUAAAAAAUGGUAUCAAGCUCUAGAGGUUUCAGAAGAUUGUGAAGAUGAAGCAUUAAGGCUAGCAUUUGUUUAUCUAGCAAAAAGAUUUCAUCCGGAUAGUGGUACAUCAGAAGCUAAUGCAGUCAAAUUUUCUGAGAUUGAAAAUGCUUAUAGACAGAUCAGAAAAGCAAGAAUGGAACAGAAAGAAAAUAAUGCACAGUUACCUGAAGUUGAGGAAUUUGAUAUUAGACAUACUGCACCGCAACAUCGUCAUUAUUUAGCAUAUAAUGUAGGGGUUGGAACCCCUAGUAAAAGACAAAAAUGGUAUACUAUAGAAAAAGCUCAAAAAGCUGUCGAUAAUGUAAUGGAACAUAGAUUAAAAAAAUUACAAGCUGAAGAACGUAACACGUUAGUUGGGAUGGAUAAACAACGCGCAAAAGAUAUUAAAACACGGUUAGGUAUGGAUCGUCUGGUGGAAGAUUUAAUUCAAGAAGCAAUGAAUAAAGGUGAAUUCAAAGAUUUGCCAGGCAUGGGUAAACCAUUAAAAGAAAAUAUAAAUACCCGGAAUCCAUACGUUGAUUUUGUUACGUAUAAAUUGAAUGAGAUAUUAAUAGAAAAUGGAUUCACUCCUGAAUGGAUACAGUUAUCUAAGGAAAUUAGAGAACAGAUACAAGAUCUUCAAAAACAGUUAGCAGAAGCGCGAAAUAACGUGGGUCCUAUUCCAUUAGAUUUUAAAGAAGAAGAAACUUGGAAUAAUAUUCUAGAUGAAUAUAAAUCUACAAUAAAACAAAUAAAUAAUAAAAUUGAUAAAUACAACUUAUUGGUGCCUGUACUUCAGAAACAAAUGUGUCAUAUUAAAUUAGACGAUCUCGCGAAAGAAGCACUUGCUAUAGCACCCAACAAAAUGAAAAAGUAUUCUGAUUCAAAAAAUAAAGAUUCUAAUUUUAUUGCUAACAAAGAUGACAGCAUAUUUGGAUUUAUAUUUUCAAUUUUCAAUAAAAAAUUGCCUUAAACAAUAGAUGUACUUCCCAGAAUUAUGUUUGUUUAGCUAUUUAUCUUGAACAAUUAGUCUUAAUAAAAGUAAAUAAAUGAGCAAGAAUUAUUUAUACUGAAAUAAUUAAAUCAAGUUUUGAGUUUAGUAAUUCCAUUCAAUUGAAUUAUCUUCUUUCAAUUGUAUUUUUUCGUUAGCUAAAUAUUUUAAAGCAAGAGGAAAGAUACGAUGCUCUUCUGUUUUCACUCGUUCUUGGAGAGUUUCUACAGUGUCAUCUGGUAAUACAGGUACUGCUGCUUGCUCAAUAAUUGCUCCAGAAUCUAUAUCAAUCUGUAACAAAUAUUUUUGAAUAUAUAAAGAAAGUAUUUUACUAAUA